Messenger RNA from Fusarium falciforme, 480 nucleotides. Its product is annotated as Hydrophobin. The record is from RefSeq and is a predicted model, not a curated record. NCBI's taxonomy places the organism in Eukaryota, Fungi, Ascomycota, Sordariomycetes, Hypocreales, Nectriaceae. The coding region runs from base 85 to 480 and encodes 131 amino acids. Gene Ontology annotation, molecular function: structural constituent of cell wall. The transcript has 2 exons. Gene Ontology annotation, cellular component: fungal-type cell wall.
ACACCAUCACUCAAUCAUUCUCUCAUCCAACCAACCGGCAAGCCUUUCAAAAUUCUUUUCGCGGUCCCCUUAGCCACAGUCAAAAUGCACGCCAUCAAGACCAUCGCUCUAGCCUUUGCCGCCUUCGCUGCCUCUGCGGCAGCUGCCCCUACCAAGACCACUGGCUCCAAGAGCCCUACCGUUCAGCAGGCCGUCGCUCAGUGCUCUGGAAACAACAACGGCCGAAACCAGAUUUCUUGCUGCAACUCUGCCUCCAAGCAAGCCCAGAAGGGCGCCGGCCUCGUCGGUAACCUCGUUGGCAACGUCGACAUUCUCGGCGGCAACUGCUCGCCGCUCUCCAUCCCAGUCGCGGUUCUUGGGGGCGCCGCCUCGGUUCCCAUCACCGAGUUCUGCAACCAGAACCAGCAGGCCGCCUGCUGUUCCGGCGACCAGAACGGCCUCAUCAACGUCGACGUUUCUUGCAUUCCCAUUAUUAUCUAA